UCUAAAGACUAAGGAGGGAAUUGCAAGGUUUCGGCCUAAGUGAGCGACAGGUGACGUUUUUUAGUUUUGACAUCCAAAUUUCGAUAGUGCGCUGAACAAACCGUAGCCCAGGUACCCAGCCGUUCGAAGGCGAGAUACCCGUGCUUUACUGUCCCUACCAGCAGCUCGUGUCCACAAACUAACUCAACCGAGUGGAAGAGGGCCAUUAAUGGAAACGUACCCGAGCCAUGCGGUGCCGAGCUUUACCAUCCCCACUCGUGGUCGUGCUUCUAUCAGUACCCGGGUAAUAGGGGAGUGUCGGGGCGAGUCCAGGUCUAGUAUCAGGUGGGUACCGAUCGGCUUCCGAACUGUUGUCUCUUUCGAGAGAAGCGAACACCAUCCAUCAAGGACGGCUUUGUAAAAAGUGCAAGUCAAAGCACACGUCCACGGGCGUGUUCUUGUCAUCAUGUUUUACUUUCAUUUUGCAUAUUUUCCAAUUUCGACCACAGGUGAACGAGGCAACUACCACCAUGGGCGAAAACAAUUCAAACCAGGACGCCGUCCCUUCUCCCAGCCCCAGCCCAACAUUCACAUAUCAAGAUGCCGUUCAAGAAAUCCGGAGCGGCCAGCCAAUUGCUCAGGUCGUGGACCGGCUUGUUUCUGAGAUGACGGAUUCCGAGCGUCUGUCCCUGUUAGACGGAGACGAAGACUUCUGGACAGGGUUCCGAAAUUUGUUUUAUGACCGAUUCAACCGAGUUCCCUACAUCUUUGGAGCGAUUCCUCGCCUCGGGAUACCAGGGAUUCAUUUCACAGACGGGCCGCGCGGUGUGGUUAUGGGCGCGUCGACGGCGUUCCCGGUAACGAUGGCGCGAGGAGCGACUUGGGACACUUCACUCGAAGAACGGGUAGGACAUGCCAUCGGGCUUGAAGCCAAAGCGCAAGGGGCGACCUUUUACUCCGGAGUCUGUAUCAAUCUGCCACGCCAUCCAGCCUGGGGCCGGAGUCAGGAAGUAUACGGAGAAGAUCCGAUACUUUUGGGCGAAUUCGGGUUGGCUUUGACUCGCGGAGUGCAGCGACAUAUAAUGGCCUGCGUCAAGCAUUUUGCAUUGAAUUCGAUGGAAAACGCGCGGUUCAAAGUCGACGUCGAGGUCGAUGAGGAUGUCCUCCAUGAAGUCUACUUGCCGCACUUUCGGCGAGUGGUCGAAGGCGGCGUGGCGAGUGUUAUGUCUUCGUACAAUUCAGUCAAUGGCGAAUGGGCGGGCCAGAACAAACACCUUCUCACUGACAUUUUGCGCAAUACAUGGGGGUUCGAUGGGUUUGUGAUUUCAGAUUUCAUCUGGGGGUUGAGGGAUGCAGUUGCCUCCGUCAAGGCGGGCUUGGAUAUUGAAACGCCGUUCAAGCAGCAGCGACAUCUGCAUCUGCCGCGUGCUUUGGGAUCUGGUGAUCUGGAAUGGGACCAAGUGAACAGGAUAUGUACUAGGAUCUUACGCAAGCAGCUUCAGUUCCACGAGACAUUGGACAAAAACAAGCCGGAUAUGGAUGUGGUUUUCUCGGAAGAACAUCGAACUCUGGCUAGAUAUGUGGCUGCCCGGUCUGCAGUUCUCUUGAAGAACGAGCCAGUGGAUGGGAAGCCUUUGUUACCAAUCGACCCAACCAAAAUCACCAAGAUUGCCCUGGUCGGCCGACUCGCAAACAUCCCAAACACAGGCGACAGGGGUUCCUCCCACGUCUGGUCUCCACACGUGGUCACAAUCUACGAGGGCGUCAAAUCUGCCUUUUCCCAUGCAGAAAUCAUUCUCGUCGAAGACACAGAUAUAAACUCCCCAGGGGCAGCAAGCAAAGCAGCCUCCAUUGCCGAUGCCGACCUCGUCCUCUGUAUAGUCGGAUACACGGACAAAGACGAAGGCGAAUACGCCGCUCCAACACUAAUGAAAGACCCAGCUCUGCGCGCAACGUUUCCCCCAGCAACAACAAAAGAAGAGAUCGAGGUUCUCCACUUUUUGGAAAAUGCAGCGCCGAGAGAAAAAGACAUCAACAAAUCCAAGUCUGACGACGCAUGGAAAGCCGGCGCCGGCGGUGAUCGCCAGAGUCUCCGUCUCCGACCCCAAGACGUCGAAACCAUCCAUGCCGUGUCACAAGCCAAUCCACGCACAAUCGUGUCUGUGGUCUGCGGCGGCGCCGUCAUCUUGGACCAAGAGUGGAAGAAUAAAGUCCCCGCCUUAAUGCUGAGUUGGUAUGCCGGCUGCGAAGGCGGUCAUGGGCUCAUGGACGUUUUGACGGGUAAAAUCCCGCCCAGUGGAAGACUGCCGUUUUCAAUUCCGACGCAUGAAUCCCAUUUGCCUCAUUUUGAUAUCGACGCGGAAAAGAUCAAGUAUGAUCGCUGGUUCGGUCAGGCGUUAUUGGAUAAGCUUGGUGUUGAGGCCGCGUAUCCGCUUGGAUUUGGCUUGUCUUAUACGACUUUCCAGGUCGACAACUUGCGUUUCGACUUGGCCAGACUAAAGUCCAAUCGCAAUGACAUUGACGCCGACGCCGACGCCAACGCCAACGGUACAGAUACAGAAACACACAGAGACGCAGACACACUCACCGUCUACGCAACUGUCAAAAACACAGAUGCCUAUCCUGGACGAUACAUCGCACAAGUCUAUGGAUGUCCAUGUCCAAAUAUCGCUGAUUUCCCCAAACGACUGCUUCUGGGGUUCAAUCAUGUCGAUUUGGAUAUCGCUGAAUCCAAGGAUAUUGAGGUCAUCGCGUCAAUCAGACCACUCCAGCAGUGGCGCGACGGCCAAUACCGAUUACGCUGUGAUAAGGUGGAGAUCGAGCUGGCUUCUUUUGCUGGCGAUCCAAUGGCUCUCAGAGAUACUUGCUACUUGCAGACCCAUUAUGGUUCUCGUAAUGGGCCGCAUCUGUGAACGGAACGGAAUGCGCUGCUGUGUUGGUGGCCAUUGGUAAAGAGCAUAACUUACUAACUAGGUAUCCAGAAGUCUCAUUGACACCGACGAUGAUGGGACAGCACCGAGUUGUUGCAGUCUCCAUAGACGAUAUAUCUUGCUAGGCAAUAAAUAGAUGGAAAACUUCAUACACUUGUUUUGGCCGGG
Messenger RNA from Exophiala dermatitidis NIH/UT8656, 3077 nucleotides. RefSeq names its product beta-glucosidase. NCBI's taxonomy places the organism in Eukaryota, Fungi, Ascomycota, Eurotiomycetes, Chaetothyriales, Herpotrichiellaceae. Gene Ontology annotation, molecular function: beta-glucosidase activity. The record is from RefSeq and is a predicted model, not a curated record. Gene Ontology annotation, biological process: glucan catabolic process. Bases 510 to 2891 code for a protein of 793 amino acids. The transcript has a single exon.